Molecule: messenger RNA, 2269 nt
Organism: Sarcophilus harrisii (Tasmanian devil)
Lineage: Eukaryota; Metazoa; Chordata; Mammalia; Dasyuromorphia; Dasyuridae
Product: arylamine N-acetyltransferase 1
Exons: 2
Coding region: 161-1033 (290 amino acids)
Molecular function (GO): acetyltransferase activity
Source: RefSeq, a predicted model, not a curated record
UCAAGAGUCUAUGGCCUCCGGCAGGAGAUCAGGAAAGAAGUGGGGACUUAAUAUUAACCGGCUUCAGAACUGUUUGGAAAGCCAGUAAGUCCCUGAAGAUUUGUUUAUUGAGACUGGGAAGAAGUCCUGGUCAGCCCUGACCAGCCUUGCUUGGGGGAACAUGGACAUCAGAGAAUACUUUGCAAGGAUUGGCUAUAAUCAUUCCAGGGAGAAGAUGGAUUUGGAGACUUUAACUGAAGUGAUGCAGCAUCAUGUCCUGGCUGUGCCUUUUGAGAACUUGGACAUUCACUGUGGAAUACCCAUAAAACUGAGUUUAGAGGCUGUGUACGACAAGAUUGUGAGGAAGAAGAGGGGGGGAUGGUGUCUGGAAGUCAAUCACCUUCUCUUUUGGGUCUUAACUACAAUGGGGUAUGAGACUACAAUUUUAGGGGGGUAUGUUUACAGUAACAUAAAGAAGCAGUAUAGUAGUACUAUGAUUCACCUGCUUCUAAAGGUCACAAUAGGUGAGAGAAGCUAUAUAGUGGAUGGUGCAUUUGGCCGUUCUUACCAAAUAUGGCAGCCGAUGGAAUUGGUCUCUGGAAAGGAUCAACUUCAGACUCCUUGCAUUUUCCGUUUGAAAGAAGACAAUGGGAUCUGGUACUUGGACCAAAUAAGACGGAAACAAUUUAUUCCAAACUCAGAAUUUCAUAACUCUGAUCUCUUGGAAAAAAGUGAAUUCCGUCAUAUCUACUCUUUUACUCUCCAGCCACGAACAAUAGAAGAAUUUGAGUCUGUAAAUAUUUACCUUCAGACUUCUCCUGAGUCUGUGUUUACAAGCAAGUCUUUUUGUUCUCUGCAGACAGUAGAAGGAGUUCACUGUUUAGUUGGCUGGACUCUUACUCACAGAAUAUUCAAUUAUAAGGAAAACACAGAUUUGGUGGAGUUUAAAAUUCUGAAGGAUGAAGAGGUUGACAAGGUCCUUAAGGACAUAUUCAAUAUUUCUCUCGAGAGAAAGCUUGUGCCAAAGCAUGGUGACAGAUUUUUUACCAUUUAGUAAGGAAAAAUCUAUGGAAUAAUAAUUGGGGUAGAAAACAGAUGCACCAUGACGAGCAAGUUUUCGAAACAUUUUUAUUAAUAAAUGUUGCAUAUUUUAUUUUGAGGUAAAAAAUACAAGUUUCUACCUUGAUUUGCAUGCAAAAAUUCCCCAAAACAUUUAAACAAAACUCCCCAUUAAGAGUGGAAUUGAGAUUUCAGAAAGCUCAUCAUCAAAAACAUUGAAAACAUAUUUAGUGGCUGGAAUGUCAGUCUUUAAUGAUUAAUUCUUGAAAUUUAGAUGGGCAGGAGAAUCACGUAAUUUUGGAGUCAGAAGGAACCUCAUUGACCAUCUUCCCUAACUUAUAUAUGAAAAGAAUCACUCUUCUAACAAAUCUGACACUAGUUCAGUCUCUGCUUGAAUACUUACGAGGACUGGGUAACUACUCUUGAAAUAGCUCAUUCCACUUUUCGAUAAAUUGAAUUGUGAGGAAGUUCUGUUCACCCUGAUAUCAAGCUUAAAUUUUCUUCUUUCCCCACCUCAACCCAUUACUCUUGGGAGCUGCCUUCUGGGACCAAAUAGAACAAGUUGACAUGCCAGGCUUUCAAAUACUUGAAGGCAGCUUUCAUGUCCCCAAAACUCCCUUCUCCAAGGAAACAUGCCCACUUCCUUCAGCUGACCCUUAUGAACAAACUUGCCAUUUUCUGGGACCUCUUUAAUUUAUCAUUGUCCUUCAUAAAUCAUGAUGCCUGGAGUUGAACACAGUAUUCCAGAUAAAGUUUGAUGAGAGGAAAGUACAAUGGGACUAUCCCUUUUCUUCUUGGAUGCUCUUCCCUUCUUAAUGCAGUGCAACAUGCAUUAGAUUUUUUGGCUGCCACACAUAUCACAUUGCUGUCCCAUAUUGACCUUGCAGUUCAUGGAGAUCCCCAAGUCUUUCUUCUCCCCCCAGAACUAUUCUAUCCUUACUUCUUCCAUCUUAUGUUUGUGAAAUUACAUAAGUUAUGUAUUAGUUACACAGUAAAACUAAUUAUAUAAUUUUAUACUAUAGUAUAUGUUCAGUCUAUGCUAAUUAUAAAUGGAGUUUAUAAUAAACUGAAGUCAGUGCUGCUUUAGUGAACUAUAUAAUUAGAGUUGUAGUAGACCUGUGAGGCAAUAUGGUUUAGUGGGCAGAAUGAACCAUGGGAGCCAGGAAGAUCCAGAUUCAAGGCCUGCUUCUGAUAUAUAUAAACUAGGCCAUCAAGAUGAUGGACAGAAGUG